This is a messenger RNA of Eupeodes corollae, 1473 nucleotides long. Its product is annotated as chromodomain-helicase-DNA-binding protein 2. NCBI's taxonomy places the organism in Eukaryota, Metazoa, Arthropoda, Insecta, Diptera, Syrphidae. Bases 179 to 1279 code for a protein of 366 amino acids. Gene Ontology annotation, molecular function: chromatin binding. The record is from RefSeq and is a predicted model, not a curated record. Gene Ontology annotation, biological process: chromatin organization; negative regulation of transcription by RNA polymerase II. Gene Ontology annotation, cellular component: pericentric heterochromatin. The transcript is spliced from 4 exons.
ACAUUACAUUCGCUGAAGCUGAUUCGCUCUCGUUUAGUCGUUUCGUUUGGUUUUGGUGGGUUCAAGAAAAUUAUCGAUUUAUAAAAGUUGGCGGGCGGAAGUGUUUUUUCUCCUAACAAUACAUAAAUAAAGAAUUUUAUUUUGUUAAAAUUGAAAUAUAAAACUUUUAAUAAUAACAAUGGGCCGUGUGAACAAGAAGAAAAUGGCACAAUAUAAUAAAGAAAACGGCGAUGGAGCUCUUGAUAAUUCUACAAAUGGCGAUGAGAAAUCUAGCGAUCGUUCCAGAGCGGACUCGGAUGCCGACGAAUCGAUUGCAUCUUCGAAAAAGCGCACUCCGAAGAGCACCCCGGUGCCUGAAGAUAAAGUUGAUGACGAGGAAGAGGAGCAAAUCGACGAUAUUGAUCGAAGUGAAGACAAGAAACAUGAUAGUGCUGACGAGGAAGAUAAAAGCGAAGUAGAGGCCGAGCCAGAGUUAAACAAAAGCACCCCUGUUGGCAAGAAACCUGCACAAAAACGAAAAGCUACAUCGCGUUCCAAGGCAGAUGAUGAUGAUGCCGAAGAAGACGACGCCGAAGCUAAUGGUGCUUCCCCAGCUAAAAAGACUCCCAACAAGAAAAAUGCCGGCAAAAAAGCAAAAGCCAAGCCGAAGUCGAAGAAACCAAAACCUGAAACAGAAGAUGAAGCCGAAGACGAUAAUGCAGAGGGAGAAGACGAACAGGAGUACGAGGUUAAAGAUGUAGUUGAUCAUAAAACAGAAAAAGGAGUUUCCUACUAUCUAAUUAGAUGGAAGGGUUAUGGUCCUAGUGAUGAUACUUGGGAGGAAGAGGGCACACUUUCUUGCCAGGAUCUCAUCGACAAAUUUAACAAAAAGAACAAAGAAACCAAAACGCAAAAAGCCAAACCAGCUUCAAAAAAAUCUGCCGCUGCAGCUAAAAAGGGCGCAAAAAAAGCAAGUGAAGAUCCCGAAAAACAAUGGGAAGUUGAUAAAAUUAUUGAUUAUUCAGAAGAGAAAAAAGGACGUGUCUUCCGCAUUCGCUGGAAGGGAUAUUCGGCUAAAUUUGAUACAUGGGAACCAGAAGAGAAUUUAAAUUGCGAUGAUCUUAUUGAGAAAUUUAUUAAAAAAGUCGACUCGCAAAAAGAUAUCUCAUAUAAAGAAUUACGAGAAGAACCCAAGAAAACCAAGCGAAUGGUUUCAGAGAGAUAUCUGAAAGCUGAAAAAGGAGCCCGAAAAUCUAAGCGAGCUGGUGGGAAAAGGAUACAGUAUGCGGACAGCGAUUAAAUUGUCAUUUUAAUUUUUUUAAGGCUUUACUUAGAGUUUAAGUAUUCGCCACCAGUUAAAUUGGAAUGCAAUGGUAUUGGAAGAAAUAUAUAAUAAUUAAUACUUUCUGUAGUUUUCACAAAAAAAAAAAAAAUAACAAUAAUUUGUUUGACGUAAAAGAUAAAAUGCAGACAAUUUUUGAUGUUCAAAACGUA